AUGGCGUCUGAAGUAAGCUUUAACUUUGGCAUGGCAUUAUUGAACUCCGGCUUGCACCAUGGACCCGAAUACCGGAUGACACAAUGCAUCAGCACCAGGGACAUUGCCACUGAUCAGUCUGCCCUCCUUGCUUUAAGAUCUCAGAUCACUUCAGAGCCUUAUCAAAUGUUAGUAAACAACUGGUCUGUUUCGUCCUCAGUUUGUCAAUGGAUAGGAGUUACUUGUAGCUCUCGUCACCACAGGGUGAUUGCCCUCAAUAUCUCAAACAUGGGCCUUACUGGCACUAUUCACCCCCAGUCAUUGUCGUUGUCAUUCAAUUCUCUGUCUGGAAAACUUCCAAUAGAGAUUGGGAAUCUGCAAAGCUUGAAGAAAUUAAGCAUUGAAUAUAAUUAUCUUUCAGGUUCAGUGCCAUCCAAGAUUUUCAAUAUCUCGUCAUUGGAAAUUAUUUCAUUUCUGAGUAAUAGUCUGUCUGGUAGCCUUCCGGCUGACAUGUGCUCCCCUCCUCGAAGAAUCAAGUGGCUUAACCUAUCGGAUAAUAAGUUAGGUGGUCAAAUACCAUCAACGUGGUUCCACUGUUCACAGCUUCAAAUGCUAUCCUUGUCUAUCAAUCAGUUUAUUGGAACCAUACCAAAUGAAAUUGGAAACUUGACAGCGCUGGAGGAGCUAUAUCUUGGCGUUAACAAUUUUAGAGCAACAAUACCAGAACAAUUCUGUAAUCUGCAUAGACUGAAACAGCUCUGGAUAAAUGAAGCUAGCUUAACCGGAUCUAUACCAGCUCAACUCUUCAACAUAUCAACUCUACUACUUCUUGUACUGAAUGACAAUAUUCUUUCCGGCAAUCUUCCAUUAAGCAACCGCCAAAGAUUACCAAACUUGGAAGUUCUGUCCGCUCGUGGCAACGAGCUGCAUGGAGUAAUACCGGCCUCCAUCUCAAAUGCCUCUAAUCUAUAUUACUUAAAUCUUGCUAGAAACAAAUUUAGUGGUCCGAUUCCUGACUCCCUUGGAGAUCUAAGAUUGCUUGAACAUUUGAAUCUGGGACAGAAUUAUUUUACUUGUGAACCUUCCAUAUUGGAAUUGAGCUUCAUCAGUUCCUUGACCAAGUGCAAAUAUCUUGAAUUCUUAGGCAUGAAUGACAACUCUUUCAAUGGCUCCAUACCUAAAUCUAUUGGGAAUCUAUCUCAUUCCAUAGAGAAAAUUUUUGCUUAUGAAUCUGAACUCAAGGGAAGCAUUCCAGAUUGCUUUGGAAAUUUGAGCAAUUUAUUACUUUUGAGUCUGGACGGAAAUCACUUGACUGGAUCAGUCCCAUCCACGUUCAAAAGUUUGCAAAAGCUUCAAGCAUUAAGUCUAGAAAAUAACCUACUGAGUGGUCCUCUGCCACAUCAUUUUUGUGACAUGAGUAGCUUGUACAUAGUAGCAAUCGGUCAAAAUCAGAUUUCAGGGUCUAUUCCUUCGUGCCUUGGUAAUGUUACUUCUUUGGGGUAUCUCCUUAUUGACCAAAACUUAUUGAACUCUAGCAUACCUGCUAACUUGUGGAAUCUUAGUGAUCUCCUGGAACUAGAUUUGUCCUCAAAUUCUUUGAGUGGUUCACUUCCUGAAGAAAUGCAAAACUUGAAGGCAGCAACAAGGUUAAAUUUGUCAGAAAAUGACAUUUCAGGGAACAUUCCAAGCUCAAUUGGAGGUCUUCAGAAUUUACUUAACCUUUCUUUUGCACAAAAUAAAAUUGAAGGAUCAAUUCCCAACUCAGUUGGUAACAUGCUAAGCUUGCAAUGCUUGGACCUAUCCCAUAAUGAUCUAUCCGGUGUGAUCCCAAAGUCCAUGGAAGCACUUUCUUAUCUCAGCUACAUCAACCUUUCUUUUAACAAAUUGAACGGUGAAAUUCCAUCUGGUGGUCCCUUCAAGAACUUCACAAGUCAAUCAUUCAUGUCUAAUGCUGCACUCUGUGGUGCACCAAGGUUUCUUGUCCCUCUUUGUAGCCCUCCACCUCUUCACAGAUCAACUAAAAAGAAAGUACUGCAAGUGAUAUAUCUAGUGUCAGGUAUAGCUGUAGCAAUUAUUGCUUUCAUUGUGGCAAUUAUAUCCAUAAGAUAUCGAAGGAAGAAUAACGUUCCAACAGCAGUAAGUUGGACGCCUCUGGGAAAAGCAGAAAGGUUCUCAUAUUAUGAACUUUUACGAGCAACAGAUGGCUACAAUGAGAGUAAUUUACUUGGCACAGGGAGUUUUGGGUCAGUCUAUAGAGGUACCCAAAUAGAUGGGACUCAGGUGGCAGUGAAAGUUUUCAAAUUGCAAUUAGAAGGAACACACGAUAGUUUUGUUUCAGAAUGUGAGGUACUACGCAAUCUUCGCCACCGAAAUCUCACCAAAGUGAUUGGGAGUUGUACUAACCAUGGCUUCAAAGCCUUGGUGUAUGAGCAUAUGCCUAACGGGAGUCUUGAGAAAUGGUUGUACUCUCACAAUCAUUAUUUAAAUUUAAUAGAAAGAAUGAGCAUAAUGAUAGAUGUUGCUAAUGGAUUGGAGUAUCUCCACCAUGGUUAUACGACACCAGUGGUUCACUGUGAUAUCAAGCCUAGUAACAUCUUGCUCGAUGAAGGUAUGGUUGCUCAUGUCAGUGACUUUGGUCUUUCAAAACUUUUGAGUCAAGAAGACUGUAAUUUGCACACCAAGACCCUUGCAACUCUAGGUUAUAUUGCACCAGAAUAUGGAGCUGAAGGUUUGGUAUCAACAAGAAGUGAUGUUUAUAGUUUUGGAAUUGUUUUGAUGGAAACUUUUUCAAGAAUGAAGCCUAGUGAUCAAAUAUUUGUUGGCGAUCUAAGCCUAAAGAGUUGGAUAGAAAAUUCACUUCACACUAGGACAACACAGACUAUAGAUGCCAGCCUACUCUCGCCAGAAGAUGAGUAUCUUCCAGAGAAGUUGGAGAGCAUUUAUCUGAUCCUGGAAUUGGCUUUGAGCUGCUGCAACGAACGUCCAAGAGAUAGGACCAGCAUGAAUGAUGUUGUAGUGUCACUUGAGAAGAUCAAGUAUCAAUUAGUCAGUGUCUGCGGUGACCAAAUGUGA
Molecule: messenger RNA, 3051 nt
Organism: Coffea eugenioides
Lineage: Eukaryota; Viridiplantae; Streptophyta; Magnoliopsida; Gentianales; Rubiaceae
Product: receptor kinase-like protein Xa21
Exons: 5
Coding region: 1-3051 (1016 amino acids)
Biological process (GO): protein phosphorylation
Molecular function (GO): ATP binding; receptor serine/threonine kinase binding; protein kinase activity
Source: RefSeq, a predicted model, not a curated record